This is a messenger RNA of Alternaria rosae, 918 nucleotides long. Its product is annotated as 40S ribosomal protein S19. Gene Ontology annotation, molecular function: structural constituent of ribosome; RNA binding. Lineage: Eukaryota; Fungi; Ascomycota; Dothideomycetes; Pleosporales; Pleosporaceae. The record is from RefSeq and is a predicted model, not a curated record. Gene Ontology annotation, cellular component: ribosome; cytosolic small ribosomal subunit. Gene Ontology annotation, biological process: translation; ribosomal small subunit assembly. The coding region runs from base 83 to 532 and encodes 149 amino acids. The transcript is spliced from 5 exons.
UAUCUUCGAACGCCGCAGCAAUUCAACGACAAGCCCACGGAACCGCCUCUCUCCACCCUCCAAUCCCAAAUCAACCGCAAUCAUGCCCGGAGUUUCAGUCAAGGACAUCGAGUCCCACAAGUUUGUGGCCGCCUAUGCCGCCUUCUUGAAGCGCCAGGGAAAGCUUCCCAUUCCAGGCUGGGUUGACACUGUCAAGACAAGCCACUCCAACGAGCUUCCUCCCCAGGACAUUGACUGGUUCUACGUCCGCGCCGCCGCUGUCGCCCGCCACGUCUACAUGCGCAAGACCGUUGGUGUAGGCCGCCUCCGCAAGGUCCACGGCUCGACCAAGAACCGCGGUUCGCGCCCCUCCCACCACGUCGACGCCUCCGGCUCCGUCGACCGCAAGGUCAUGCAGGCUCUUGAGAAGAUCGGUGUGCUCGAGCAAGACGAGGACAAGGGUGGCCGUCGCAUCACACAGUCCGGUCAGCGUGAUUUGGACCGUAUUGCGCAAACCACCCUCGAGGCUGAGGAGGAGGAGGAUGACGAGUAGAUUAUCACCUUCUAUGCGGAAUAUGUGUAAAAGAAACGAGCUGUCUAGCAUUUGAUUGCGGGGCGGUUUUCACGGAUCCACCACGGUUUACGGCUUAUGGCGUUGAAAGACAUGAUUGAGUCGGGCCUGCUUUUAGCCUAGGACUUCCAAUGACACUGGGCUUGGGCCUCAAAAGCAACAUGAUACCCUCUACUUCGACAAUUGUGUGCAUUUUCCGAUUAUUACUGUGACUUCGCCAUAAAUAUACUCGCACACGACGCUGGAGUGUGAGCGAGUCUUGAGACCAUCCAAAAUAUAUCAUCGGACAAGUGCAAUCAUUCCGGCUCUACUAAGAAACAAGGCUUUCACAAGUCGCAUUGCACUCAGAUGCCAGGUGUAUACGAUAC